Messenger RNA from Effrenium voratum, 420 nucleotides. The record is from the annotation of a GenBank genome assembly. Lineage: Eukaryota; Dinophyceae; Suessiales; Symbiodiniaceae.
AUGGAGCAGGCCGUGCCUGCAGAAUGCGAGUUCCAGAACCUCCUCCAGGCGACGCUGGAAGGCUCCCCUGACCUGAGCCAGCAGGCGCUCCGCGCCUUGCAGACGCUGCUCCGCUUCAAGCCGGAGGCCAUCAAGUUGGGAAACGCCAAAGCUUCGCCGCUGACUACGGCGGUACGCGCGGGCAAUGUGGAGUGCACCAAGGUUCUAUUGAAGGCCCGCGCUAGCCCCAACGAGCAAGAUGACAAGGGCGUCAGCCCGCUGCACCUGGCCACCUUCGAUGGGAACCCGGACUUGUGCAAGGCGCUGCUUUUCUACCGCGCGGACGUGGACGCCUGCGACCGCCACGGCCAAGCGCCGCUCUUCUUCGCGCCAUCCAAGGAUGUGUGCAAGUUGCUGCUUGAGAGGAGAAGUCUGAUGUGA